ACGGCAUACAAUGCCAUACACACUCGUCGGAACUACUUCAACGUUAGAAUAACGUCAGUGAUAAUUUUGUAAUGGUCCAGAUUGAAAGUGUGAUUUAAAAAACUAUUAAGGGAGAUGUAGCGAGGUCUGAUUCAGUGGUAGAGACUGAGGUGCGAUGGGAUCGAUUAACAAGACAUAUCGACGAUAUAGCCAAGACGUUCUUCAGCAAUGAAAGUUACAGAGUGUCUUCUUUCCGUCCUAUUACUCACGGACUGGUUUUCAUUUGGAUUUUGCAAUAAUCGGAUUACCAUUAAAGAAACGGAGCCUAAAGGUUAUCUCAUCAAGGACUUCAAAGGAGCUACAAACUUGACCAUAAAAAAUUCAAAUCAUCCAGAACUGCUUGAUUUAAAUGGAACCAGGCUAAUGACUGCAACUGUUCUAGAUCUGGAUAAUGAUACGAAACUUUGUAUGGAUAAGUAUAUAGACGGGACGGUUGAAUACAAAAACAACAGCCAACCUUCGAGUUAUUCUUUUAUUAUUGAUAUACUACCCGUUGAUGAAUAUGAUCCGAAAUUCCCUUUGUCAAAUUACAACGUUUCAAUUUUAGAGCUCUCGAAGGCAAAAACACACUUAAUAACAUUUAAAGGUAAUGUAACAACAGAAGCCACUGACGAAGAUUGUUCUCAGAAUAUAUCAUUCUAUACCAUUAACAGUGAAGGUAAACCUGCGAAAACUGGGACCACUACGUUAAGGAUUAAAAUAAAGGACAUAGACGACCAUGAUCCAGCAUUUAAGAACAGAACCUACACACUGAACGUCCGGGAAAAUGAACCUGUUAGUGGUGAUAAAUGGUUAUUCACGGAUCCGCCCAUUGAAGCGUUUGAUCAAGAUUUUGGAAUUAACACCGAAAUAAACUACAAAUUGUCAGAUCCAAUUCCAGUUGCAUUAGGCAUUGAAAUAAAUACUACAGAUGGGAGAGUGAAACUGAAUGAAAUUCUAGAUCGUGAGAAGACACCCAGUUAUCUGUUAACCGUUCAGGCGUACCAGGCUGACGGCAAUCGUGGAACAGUGACAGCGACACUCUCCGUCCUUGUGCUGGACGUCAACGACAACCGCCCUCUGUUUAAGGAGACUGAAUACACCAUCACCAUACCGGAACACACACUGGCAGGCACUGAAGUACUUGUCGUUACCGCCAUAGACGCUGACGAGGGGGACAAUGGCAAGUUCAGCUAUAGAAUCGUAAGCGGCCAUGGGUUAUUCGAUAUUGAUGCUUCGACUGGGAAAAUAUCAGUCGCAAAUUCAAGUGGUCUAGAUCGAGAAUCAAAGUCGCAGUUUAGUUUUACAAUAAACACAACGGAACCAAUGCCAGUGUUAGGACCGCCGUGUAACGCCUCAUGUACAGUGACAGUCAUCGUGAAUCUUACUGAUAUAAACGACAAUCCUCCAGUGUUUGUGGAAGACCGAUACUCUUUUAGUCUAGCAGAAGACGCCACGACGGGAUCUUCCAUAGGAAACGUUACGGCAACUGAUAAGGAUCUCGGUGUGAAUGCAGAGAUAACUUACAGCAUUCUGGGAUCGAAAGAUGCCAGUACGUUUUCCAUAGAUGCAUCAUCUGGGUUGAUGACUCUGAAGACACUUCCAAACCAGGACCAGAAGUUCAUAGAGGUUUUUGUCCAAGCAGCCGAUGGAGGGACGCCAUCUUUACUCAGAUUUGUAUCUGUUAAAGUGUUUCUUAGAGGUCGGAAUGGGACAGUGCGCCUUAGUGUCCCGGUCGCUAAAGAACUUUUAGAAAAAGACAAGGUCUGGAUUCAAGGUGAACUAUCGAAGAUUAUCAAAGCUGAUGUGAAAAUAGACUACUUCAACAGAACAUACUCACCAUUCGGUGAUAGUUCAGCGAUGUACAUCUCAGCUACCAAUAACAGCCUUCCUGUUUCUACAAAUGAUCUAUUAAAACUCGUGAACGAUAAGAUUGAUAAAAUCCACGCUCUCUGGAAGAAGUAUGAAAAAGUUUCACAACCAGACGACAAGAAGUUAACAGAUGUCAGCAUAGCGCUCAUUGUCAUAGCAGGCGUUAUCCUUCUUGUUGGAAUUAUCUGUGCCGGUGUCGUCUGCAUGAAAUACGAAAGAUAUGAGAAGAAAAUCCGACUUUUUGAAAGAAUAUGUUCCGAGACUCCGAUAUACGACAACCAAGACGUGAAGUUAGAGAUGGAGGAGGAGACUUCAGACUACAGCGGGUCUGGUUCCAUGACGACAGAACAACUCGCAGCCAAUGGCGACUACAACACAGUGACGACCUGCAUCAAUCCGGCGUACGAGUCUGACGAGGAAACGGAGGCAAAGGCACUGGAAGCUCUUCAAGGAUCCCCAGCCGUUAUUGAGGUGACUACUGAAGAAGAUGUCCAAGAGGCGGUGUUAGACUUUGACGAAGAAGAGGCGGAUAAAGGAGAGGUCAGUACAUGGUGUGAGGAUCGCGUGGAAAGUGAACCUGUUAACAGUAUUCUUACAGUUGUACUACAGCAUGACGAAAAUGACCGAGAUCUUUCUGAUGAUGAGGGGCAAGUAGUUAUUGGCCGCAAUAUAAAUGAAGAAAAGAACAGUGAUGAAACAGAUUAUGUAAAUUUACCACCUGAAGAGGAAACUGAGAAGAAAGACAGUUUGUCUUUGGGAAGAAGCAAUGCUAAGUACCUGUUGCCCCCACCACCUCCUAUUUCUCCAACGCUUGACCAUCUUGAGACACCACCACCUUCACCACUACCACCGCAGUCAAAUCUCUUUCCUCAUGAUCCUACACACGAGGAUUCCGAUGUCUUGCCACAGCCACCAACAUCUUUGGAAUUUUCGCUUGAUCCUCAGCUCCCACCACCUCCAGAAUUUAAUCCAGACCUUAACGACUUGGAUCCAUUCCCCACUGGUUCUACGAGCGGCCUAGUUUUACCACCAACACCACCUCGGUGUAGAAAACAUCUCUCUGAAAGUGAUGAAGAUGCCGUCCUUGAUCAAUGUGAUGAACCCGAGCCGGAUUACGCCAAGAAGGUCCAUUUUAACGAAGCCGUGGUAGAGGUGAAAGACGACGAUGCCAAGCUUGUAGCAGCUUCCUCGUCUGAUGCAGAAUCGGAACCAGACUUGGAGCCAAACAUUGAAAGUGUACAAAUCACUCCACCCAAUGGUUUAUUAGAAGAAGAUUCAGCAGAGAUGUUCCAUAUGGGAGCCGACGAAAUCACAGCAUUGUAAUAUUUAUAAUUGUUAACGUAAAUUGUAUUCUGUCUGUGAGCUAUUGCAAUCAAUGUAUUUUAAGCAAUACAAGUUUGCUGGUAUUCUGUUAUUCCUUACGAGCCAAUGACAUAAUUGUAUUUUAACUAAUACACUGACUAUGGGCGUAUGUGUAUUUUAAGAAUCAAUAAUAGCAUAGCAUUAUAAUUAAUUAUUGUAUUUAGAUUUCAUUUAAAUAAUUGUAUUUUAUUACUACAACUUUGAGAAUGAUCUUUAUUCUUUUGGAAGCAAAAGAAAUCGUUGCAUUUUAUAUAUACACACGAUUGCUUCUAGUGUAAACCAAUGAAACCAUUGCAUUUGAACUAAAACACCUUUUAAAUUGAUUCGUGUUCACUUAGGAGCCAAUGUAAUUGUUGCAUUUUUAUUAAAAAUGUGUUGAGAGUGAUCGUUGACCUCAUGGGAGCCAAUGAAAUCGUUGCAUUUAUGUAAUUCAGCCUUUAUAGUAAUUUGAGUAUUGUAUGGAAAUCAAAUAAUCCAUAUUUUUAAUUAAAAUGUUUUUCCGAUAUUCAGCUCUGUGUUAUUACAAGAUCAAAUUCUGCUUACAUGUGAAGUAAUUACAAUAAUACGAACUGCAUAUUUAUUUAGAUUAUGGAAUAUACUAGUAAUUGGUGGUAUGCAACUGUAGGUAACACGUUUAAAGACGGAAGUGGUUACAUUGAAAGGUAUGUUAAAUGGAGUAACUACUAAGAGGUAGAAUGCUAGUGCACAAACGUGUUUUGCCUUCCACGCAGCCUUUUAGCAAUCUCUUCAGUUGUGGAAAUCCUAAGAACCUUUGAUGCGGUGACAUUUUGUCACCAACAUUUGCAGUGCUGCACACACUUGUCUGUUUAAACAAGAUCCGUUUGGAAUGAUGAUGUCUGGUCAACACCCACAGACAAUUAAUUUUUUUAUGUGUAUAGUUUCUUCUUCUGUUUUUGGCAUGAGAACUUAAAGUUGGUGCCAUAAUUGGUGACAUAUAAUAAAGAAUAAAUUUUGACUAAAUAAAAUUAUGUUUUAUAGGCAUCUGUUAAGUAAUCUUACGAUGCACUGGUUUGUUAGUGUAAAGGAAUGUGUCAUUUUAUUCUAGACAAAUUAUAUUUUAUCUGAGACAAUGGGGGCAAUAUUUACCUGUUUAUUUAAUAUUGCUAUUCAAUUUAUAUAAUGUAUAAAUAUCUUAUUUUGUAACAUUUUCUGUAUCCAGUACUUAAAGCUAUGGUAAUAAAUUAUGUUUAUUAUUGGUAAUAAUCAGUGUAAAAUGUUGCUUCAUGUUAUUUGCAUCGUUCAUCUCUUUAAUCGUUUUUUUUUAUCCCAUGGAGAAGUUAUAGGGAGAGGAGAGGAGGAGAGGGAGAGAGAGAGAGGGAGAGAGAGAGAGGGGGAGAGAGAGAGAGAGAGAGAGAGAGAGAGAGAGAGAGAGA
Molecule: messenger RNA, 4646 nt
Organism: Gigantopelta aegis
Lineage: Eukaryota; Metazoa; Mollusca; Gastropoda; Neomphalida; Peltospiridae
Product: protocadherin-19-like
Exons: 20
Coding region: 208-3213 (1001 amino acids)
Biological process (GO): homophilic cell-cell adhesion
Cellular component (GO): plasma membrane
Molecular function (GO): calcium ion binding
Source: RefSeq, a predicted model, not a curated record